Molecule: messenger RNA, 2065 nt
Organism: Chlamydomonas reinhardtii
Lineage: Eukaryota; Viridiplantae; Chlorophyta; Chlorophyceae; Chlamydomonadales; Chlamydomonadaceae
Exons: 7
Coding region: 375-1214 (279 amino acids)
Molecular function (GO): NAD(P)H dehydrogenase (quinone) activity; FMN binding
Source: RefSeq, a predicted model, not a curated record
AAGAUUUACUCUGAGGCAAUACGAUGACUACUGGGCGGGGGGGGGGGGCGCGAUAACCCGGGCCUGCGCGCCAUGACAUUUAGACCGGCCCGGUUUAUGUGCGAGACCUGCGCCUUUGACUGGCCACUUCCGUGCGUCUCUUGCAUGCACUCAGACACCGUUGUGUCUAUUUCAUCACGCGCCACCUGCACCGCGGAGCAAACCCCGUUUGCGAGCCCUUUUGACCUGCGACGACUACGAUUGACACGAACAACGAGGGCCAUCGCUGCUAUCGCUUGGCUCAUCAACUUCAACCAAAUUACUCCACGUCCUUGCGUGCCCUGAUUCUCUGAAAUCCGGUGGUCUCGGUCUACAGCCAGCGCACACUCAGAACGAUGGGAAACGUCUGCGGAGGAGCCAGCGGCCAGGCUGUGGACCAGCAUGGAAAGCCUCUGAAUAAGACACCGGCCGCUGCAGCGCCCAAGACGGAGGCUGCUAAGCCGGUGGCGGAGCCGGCCCCAGCGGCUGCAGCUGCACCGGCGGCCGCUACACCUGCGGCAGCUGCACCGGCUGCAGCUGCACCGGCUGCAGCUGCCGCAGCCCCUGCUGCUGCAGCCGCUGGCAAAAAGCUCAAGGUGUACAUCAUCUUCUAUUCCACCUACGGCCACAUCGAGAAGCUAGCCCGCGAGUACAAGACGGCGCUGGAGAGCACUGGGGACGUGGAGGCGCACCUGUUCAGGGUGGCUGAGACGCUGCCCGCUGAUGCCCUGGAGAAGAUGCAUGCCCCGCCCAAGCCUGACGACAUCCCGGUGAUGGAGACCAGCAAGCUGCCAGACGCCGACGCCUUUGUGUUCGGCUUCCCCACGCGGUUCGGCAUGAUGGCGGGUCAGAUGAAGAACUUCUUUGACACGACGGGUGCAUUGUGGCAGGCGGGCGCGCUGCAUGGCAAGCCCGCGUCCAUGUUCACUUCCACCGCCACGCAGGGCGGCGGCCAGGAGACCACCAUCAUGACCGCCGUGACCCAGCUGGCCCACCACGGCAUGAUUUUCGUGCCCACUGGUUACGCGGCGGGCGCGGCAAUGUUUGGCAUCCAGGACGCCAAGGGCGGCUCGCCGUGGGGCGCCGGCACCCUGGCCGGCCCUGACGGCUCCCGGCAGCCCUCGGAAGUGGAGCUGGAGGCGCUCCGUGUGCAGGCCAAGCACUUCGGCGGCAUCGCCAAGAAACUCGCGGCGUGAGCGGAGCACAUGGGCGGAAUACACGGGCGAUGGGCGCGUUCCAGGCCUACACAAGCGCAGGGCUGAAGGCUGGCGACCUAUACAAGGGAGGCGCGGGAUUGCACGGAACCUGACGUGGGAGCCAACAUGUGACACUUGAACAUACAGACUCAUGGACGUGACCAGGCCGUUCCGACGGUCCCUUGCAUGCGGGGAGAGGGGGAUCGCGAGCGCUUCUGCACAUGCCUACUGUAGUUGGACACCAGCGGAUGUGGUCCAUAGCGAUGGAGGUGGUUAUUAAGGCACCGGGAGUAGCGAAUCGGCACCCAGUCGAAAGGCGUGGCGGGCUGUUCAUGAGAUGGGGCCAGGUAGUGGGCGUACGCGCUGUCUAGCAUACGGUAGGUUGGAUGGCACUCGGUGGAAUACCGUAUUGGGCUGCCACCAGUGAGUUCAGGGCAGGGGAACACUCCCGAGUGCCAGGUUUAGCAUGCCAACGUGAAGGCGUCUUGUUAAGGUGUUGCUUGCAAUUUAAGAUGUUUUCGCUGUUGCGUCAUCUAAGUGCGGUCCGCACUGCCAUGUAGGCUAACCGCCAGGACACGGAGGGCUAGAAGGCUUACUUGACUGCGUGAGGGCAAACCGGAAAUGCGAAACGUGUACGGACUCCCAGAGUGGAAGAUAGUAUGGUGAUAUGCCGAUAUGGUCUACAGUCCCUCCACCGGUCUCGACUUGCUGCAUGCGUGUGCCCAUGUUGCAUGCCUGCAUCAGUGUGCAUGCAUGCGGCAUGUUGGAUAUGGCAACAUUCUCACAGUGGGCUGCUGUUUCCCACAACAGGUAGCUUAUGCCACACAUAAUAAAGUAAGCGAGAAAGCUCC